Messenger RNA from Quercus lobata, 1846 nucleotides. Its product is annotated as F-box/kelch-repeat protein At3g23880-like. Lineage: Eukaryota; Viridiplantae; Streptophyta; Magnoliopsida; Fagales; Fagaceae. The transcript is spliced from 2 exons. Bases 29 to 1240 code for a protein of 403 amino acids. The record is from RefSeq and is a predicted model, not a curated record. Gene Ontology annotation, molecular function: protein binding.
CUCACUACUUCCUCUCUUCUGUUGGAAAAUGUUACAACCAACGAUUUUCCGACGUAGGACGAACCUUGAUCUCCCAGAGGAAAUCGUGUUGGAAAUUCUAACAAGGCUACCAGUGAAAUCACUCCUAAGAUUCAGGUGCGUUUGCAAAUCCUGGUACUCUUACAUCACCAACCCCAAUUUCAUCUCCACCCACCUUAAUAGCUUGUUGUCCCACAAUCAUGGUUAUGUAAUAUACAUGCGCAGGACUUUUCCCAGGUAUUCUUCUUCUUCUUCUCACAGUCAAGUCUGUACGGUCUGUUGCGACCGCACGUUUGAAAGGGUACCCGAGUUUAGAAUUCCUUUCACUUUUCGAUCUGGGCGUCCCAAAUUAGUGGGUUCAUGUAAUGGAAUAUUGUUAUUGUGUCUCACUGAUUUUAUUGUAUCAGAAUUUAAUGCUGUAUACUUGUGGAACCCCAGUAUUAGAAAAUUUAAGAAGUUGCCCGAUACUUGCUUGAGCAGGUUACAUCAUGCUAAACUCGGGUUUGGGUAUGAUUCCCUGAAUAAUGACUACAAGGUUGUCAGGAUUUCACGGUCCCGUGUCAAAGUUAUGCCUCCCCUUGAGGUUGAGGUGUACACAUUAAGUUCGGAUUCAUGGAAAAGAAUUGAACUUGGAAUUCCGUGGAGACCCAAUGUUGUGUUCUGCAAAAUAAAUUGUUCUUUGUCAUCCCCAUUUGUUAGUGGACAUUUGCAUUGGAUGUUUCUAUAUGUAGAAGAUAGAGGUGGACGCAAGAGGCGUUUUACUCGUAUGAUUUUGUCAUUUGAUGUCAAUAGUGAGAAAUUCAAAGAGCUACCACUGCCUGAUGAUGAAGGAAGUUGUAUUACGAUAUAUCUCACAUCAUUCAAGGGGAAACUGGCUUUGAUUAAAUUUAGAUCUGGUGUACAAUCAUGUGACACACUAUGCUCCAUCUGGGUGAUGAGGGAGUAUGGUGUGUUUGAUUCCUGGAAUAAACUCUGUGUUGUACCAGUUGAAGGCACUUAUAAUAUCAUUGGUUUUACCAAGUAUGAUUUACUUCUAAUUCGAAGGAGGCCCCGGCUGGUCUCCACCAACAGUGAAUUAGAGAGGGAAGUUAAGUCUGUUUUAAUUGAUCCUGAAACUCUACAUGAGAAUGAAAUUAGUAUUCCAGUUGAUAACCGUUUAGAUUUAGCUACUCACAUGGAGAGCCUUGCUUUACUUCAUGGAGAAAAUGUGGUAUCUUACUAAAAGGAUGGUGCUAUGUUGUAUAAGAAGUGAUGUCAUUACAGGAGGAUGGAGAAAAGAAAUGGAAGAGGGCUGGGUAGAAGUUUAAUUUAAGAUGCGGGAGAGCUGCAAGAUUCCAAAGAAAGAAUGUUUUCUGGAGAGAGAAGCAGAACUGGAAUGCAACAAAGAGGAAGUGGACUCAAAGAUGGAAGGAGGUGAGAACUUUGAUCAGAUAAAUGGGAUAUCUUCUACAGAAAACAUUGAUGAUGGUGGAAGCCCACCAUCAAAGCAGUAGCAACAUAAGAAGAAGAAGCCUAUGCACUGCUCAGAAAUUUUGGACGCCUACUCAAGAAGAAGGGCACUAGCAGCCAUAGGUAGAGAAAUAGACCAGUUUGGCUUAACUUCUGCCCUACUAGCAGGCAGGUAUAUUUGGUAUUAUUGCACCUAAAUGUUUUUACUUCAUUGUUUAUGUUCCCAGAAAGCAGAUAGGUUAAAGAAAUGAAGAGGCUUGUAUUAUGUUUUUAGUUUUUUCUUCUAUUUCUUUUGCUUUUAAUGUGAUUCCUCACGUGGGACAGUAUCUUGUAUGUGAUUGGAGAUUUUUUUUUACCUUUCAUUUUCAUUGUGUUAAUU